AGAAAAACCAGCACUGCGCCGUGUCUAUGCUUCCUUGCUCACCAAUCAAUGGCCACUCACCGCAAUGCAUAGCCACACCAUAAAAGCCCACCGCCCUAUGUACGCCUUGUACUUCUCCUUCUUCCUACUCUUUCUUCAGACAUCAUCCUCUCCCUUUCCAAACGAAUUUAAUUUUUUUGCACAUGGCUGGGAAGCUAAUGCAUGCCCUUCAAUAUGAUCGUUAUGGUGGAGGUGCUGCUGGGUUAAAGCAUGUUGAAGUUCCAGUCCCUGCUCCAAAGAAAGAUGAAGUUUUGCUUAAGAUAGAAGCAAUCAGUGUAAAUCCAUUUGAUUGGAAAAUUCAGAAGGGCGUCUCGCCUCUUUUGCCUCGUAGAUUCCCUCACAUUCCAGGUACUGAUGUGGCAGGAGAGGUCUUAGAGGUGGGAGCAAGAGUGAAAAAUUUCAAAACUGGUGAUAAAGUUGUUGCUUUUCUUACUCAUGCUAGUGGAGGUGCACUAGCCGAGUUUGCAGUAGCUAAGGAGAGCUUGACAGUUAUAAGGCCACCUGAAGUUUCUGCAGCUGAAGCUGCAGGUUUACCAGUUGCAGCUCUUACAGCUCAUGAGGCUCUCACUAAGACUGCUGGGAUCAAGCUUGAUGGGAGUGUCAAGCAAGCAAACAUUCUGAUAACUGCAGCCUCAGGUGGUGUAGGUCACUAUGCAGUUCAACUAGCAAAGCUCGGAAACACACAUGUCACAGCCACUUGCGGAGCUCGCAACAUCGAGUUUGUGAAGAGAUUAGGGGCUGAUGAGGUUCUUGAUUACAAGACUCCAGAAGGGGAAGCUCUGAAGAGCCCAUCUGGGAGGAGGUAUGAUGCAGUGAUCCACUGUGCAACUGGAAUUCCUUGGAGUAGUUUUGAGCCUAAUUUGAGUGAAAAUGGCAAGGUUAUAGAUCUCACUCCUGGUGUUAGUGCCAUAAUCACUUGGGCUCUCAAGAAACUUACCUUCUCCAAGAAGCAGCUGGUGCCAUUGAUUGCUACUCCCAAGGGUGAGAACUUGGAUUUUGUUAUUAAAUUGGUGAAGGAAGGGAAGCUCAAGACAGUGAUUGAUUCCAAACAUCCUUUAAGCAAAGCUGAAGAUGCUUGGGCUAAGAGUAUUGAGAGCCAUGCUACUGGAAAAAUUAUUGUGGAGCCUUAAAGCAAGUGCUUUGCCAUGAGGAAUUGUCCCAUUUCAAAAUAGUGAUUACAUUAUAAAAUUUUAUUAUUUCAUUUAGUAAUGAAAAAAAAUGUAAUAGAAUGAUAAUUACAUAAUCUAAUCAAUUAGAUUUUAAAUUAUGUGAUUCUAUUGACUUCAAAAAAAAAAAAUUAUGUGAUUC
Molecule: messenger RNA, 1347 nt
Organism: Manihot esculenta (cassava)
Lineage: Eukaryota; Viridiplantae; Streptophyta; Magnoliopsida; Malpighiales; Euphorbiaceae
Product: chloroplast envelope quinone oxidoreductase homolog
Exons: 4
Coding region: 183-1169 (328 amino acids)
Molecular function (GO): oxidoreductase activity
Source: RefSeq, a predicted model, not a curated record